This is a messenger RNA of Oryzias melastigma (Indian medaka), 6413 nucleotides long. Its product is annotated as peroxidasin. NCBI's taxonomy places the organism in Eukaryota, Metazoa, Chordata, Actinopteri, Beloniformes, Adrianichthyidae. The record is from RefSeq and is a predicted model, not a curated record. Gene Ontology annotation, molecular function: protein binding; peroxidase activity; heme binding. Gene Ontology annotation, biological process: response to oxidative stress. Bases 155 to 4576 code for a protein of 1473 amino acids. The transcript has 23 exons.
UGGGCAGACAGGGCGGUUUCCUGCUGGACUUUGACGGGACUGUGACGCUGCAGCGGCUGGAGCGUGCUGUUGCGCGUGCACCCGCCCACGUGCACGGCAGAGAGGGGGAGCGGGGCGGCUGGCGGGCUGUGCUCUGCUCGCUUCACUGUUAGCAAUGGCGAAGUGGACUCGCCUCCUCGGUUCUCCGUGGGUCGUCGCGGCGGCGCUGCUGCUGGUUGCCUGCGGGCCGCAGUUCUCCCUUUGCUGCCCCAGCCGCUGUUUGUGCUUCCGGACCACUGUGAGAUGUAUGCAUCUGAACCUGGAAGCCGUGCCGGCCGUGUCUUCUCUGACCACCAUCCUAGACCUGAGAUUCAACAAAAUUAAGGAUUUACAGCCGGGCUCCUUUAGUCGACUGAAGAAUCUCAACACUCUGCUCCUCAACAACAAUCAAAUUCGAAGAAUCCCCAGGGGGGCGUUUGAAGACCUGGAAAACCUCAAGUAUCUCUAUUUGUACAAGAAUGAAAUCCAAUCAAUAGACAGACAAGCAUUUAAGGGGCUUGUCUCUCUUGAGCAACUGUAUCUGCACUUCAACAACAUCGAGUCCUUGGAGCCAGAGUCUUUCACCCAUUUACCAAAGUUGGAACGACUGUUUUUGCACAACAACAGAAUCACACAGCUCGUUCCUGGAACCUUUUCUCAUCUAAAUGCCAUGAAGAGACUGCGGCUGGAUUCCAAUGCCUUAAACUGCAACUGCGAGCUGCUGUGGCUGGCUGACCUGCUAAAGCUCUAUGCAGAGUCUGGCAAUGCCCAGGCUGCAGCCACCUGUGACCAUCCCAGCCGGCUGCAGGGCCGCUCGGUAGCUACACUCACUGCUGAGGAGCUCAACUGUGAGGUGCCUAGAAUUACCUCUGAGCCUCAAGAUGUCGAUGUGACGUCAGGAAACACCGUCUACUUCACCUGCAGAGCGGAAGGAAACCCAAAACCACAGAUCAUCUGGCUCAGGAACAACAAUGCUUUAAACAUGCGGGAUGACAGUCGUCUGAACCUACUGGAAGAUGGCACGCUGAUGAUCCAAGACACCAGAGAGACCGAUCAGGGAGUCUACCAAUGCAUGGCUAGAAAUGUAGCCGGGGAGGUCAAGACUUCACAGGUCACUCUGCGAUACUUUGGGGCCCCCACUCGUCCAAGCUUUGUAAUUCAGCCCCAGAACACAGAGGUUCUGGUUGGGGAGAGUGUGACCUUGGAGUGCAGUGCUACAGGUCAGCCACAGCCAAGAGUGUCCUGGACCAAAGGAGACCGCACUCCACUGCCAAACGACCCCCGCAUCACAAUUACUACCUCUGGUGGGCUUUAUAUCCAGAACGUGCUCCAAACUGAUGGAGGACAGUACACCUGUUUUGCUUCUAAUAAUGUGGACACAAUACAUGCAACGGCAUUCAUCAUUGUUCAAGCCACCCCACAGUUCACAGUCACUCCACAGGACCAGACCGUCCUCGAGAGUCACACAGUCGAGUUCCCUUGUGAGGCCAAUGGUUACCCACAGCCUGUAAUUGCCUGGACUCGAGGUGGAAGCCCCCUGCCACUGGACCGUCGUCAUGUCAUCCUGUCGUCCGGGACGCUGCGCAUCACUCGCGUUGUGGCCCAUGAUGAGGGCCAGUAUGAGUGUCAGGCCGUGAGCGCCGUUGGGACUGUUCGCACUUCAGUUCAACUCAGGAUCGAGCAGAGAGUAACGCCUGUUUUCACAAAUGCUCCAAGGGACCUGACUGUGGAGUCUGGCCAGGAUGUGCGGAUUCCCUGCAGAGCUCAGGGCCAGCCGGAGCCCGUGCUCACCUGGAACAAGGAUGGAAUACAGGUGACAGAAAGUGGAAAGUUCCACAUCAGUCCUGAAGGCUACCUGGAGGUGAGGGACGUGGGUACGGCAGAUGCUGGGCGCUAUGAGUGUACUGCGCGCAACCCUAUAGGCUACCAGGCUGCUGGCAUGGUGCUGACUGUUACUGUGCCUGCAGUCAGCAGAGAGGGGGACACCUUUGUGAGCACAUCCAUCCAGCAGGCUAUCCGUAAUGUGGACAGUGCUAUUGAGUCCACCAGGAGACGGCUCUUUGAUGGCCAGCCUCGUACUCCAGGAGAGCUGCUGGCUCUUUUCCGAUAUCCACGGGAUCCAUACACCGUGGAGCAGGCACGUGCUGGAGAGAUCUUUGAACAAACUCUUCUACUCAUCCAGAACCACGUCAACCGAGGUCUCAUGGUCGACACCAACGGCACCGCAUUUCGCUACAAUGACCUGGUAUCGCCUCGCUUUCUGGACAUGAUCGCCAACUUGUCUGGAUGCACAGCACACCGUCGCAUAAACAACUGCUCGGACAUUUGCUUCCACCAGAAGUACCGUAGCCAUGAUGGCACCUGCAACAACCUUCAGCACCCAAUGUGGGGGGCGUCUCUCACUGCUUUUGAACGCCUCCUAAAGUCGGUCUAUGAUAAUGGGUUUAACCUGCCGAGAGGUGCCACUGAGCGGCUGCAUAAUGGAUACCGGUUACCUUUGCCACGGCUGGUGUCCACAACCAUGAUUGGAACAGAGACGAUUACUCCUGAUGACCGCUACACUCACAUGCUGAUGCAAUGGGGGCAGUUCCUGGACCAUGACUUGGACUCAACAGUGGUGGCCUUAAGUCAGUCGCGUUUUUCAGAUGGCCAGCUCUGUGCUCAAGUCUGCACAAAUGACCCCCCAUGCUUUCCAAUCCAGUUUCCACCCAAUGAUCAGCGCCAGCUGCGAACUGGCGCCCGCUGCAUGUUCUUUGUGCGAUCCAGUCCAGUGUGUGGCAGUGGAAUGACAUCUCUUCUAAUGAACAGUGUAUAUCCAAGAGAGCAAAUCAACCAAAUCACAUCUUAUAUCGAUGCCUCCAAUGUCUAUGGCAGCUCACGACAUGAGUCGGAGCAAAUCCGUGACUUGGCCAGCCAAAGGGGUCUGCUCCGUCAAGGCAUCAUUCAACGGACAGGGAAACCACUCUUGCCAUUCGCCACAGGCCCCCCCACUGAGUGUAUGAGGGAUGAAAACGAAAGUCCCAUCCCAUGUUUUUUGGCAGGCGACCAUCGGGCCAAUGAACAGCUUGCUUUGACCGCUAUGCACACAGUGUGGUUCAGAGAACACAACCGCAUAGCCACAGAGCUACUGAGAUUAAACCCUCACUGGGAUGGGGACACCAUAUAUCAUGAGGCCAGGAAAAUUGUGGGAGCCCAAAUGCAGCAUAUAACCUACAGUCAUUGGCUGCCAAAGAUUCUAGGUGAUGUAGGCAUGAAGAUGGUGGGGCCAUACAAGAGUUAUGACCCCAAUGUUAAUGCUGGCAUCUUCAAUGCCUUUGCUACAGCUGCUUUCCGCUUCGGACACACCCUCAUUAACCCAGUACUCUACAGGUUAAAUGAACACUUCCAACCAAUCCCCCAGGGUCACAUUUCUCUGCACAAGGCUUUCUUCUCCCCCUUCCGCAUUGUGAACGAGGGAGGCAUUGACCCUCUUCUCCGUGGACUCUUUGGGAUUCCAGGUAAAAUGCGUGUUAGCACACAGCUGCUGAACACGGAGCUGACAGAAAGGCUUUUCUCUAUGGCCCAUGCUGUGGCCCUGGAUCUGGCUGCCAUGAAUGUUCAACGAGGAAGGGAUCAUGGCAUUCCUCCAUACAAUGAUUACAGGACUUUCUGUAACCUCAGUUCUGCUCAGACUUUUGAGGAUUUAAGGAAUGAGAUUAAGAACCCCAUUGUCAGGGAAAAGCUACAGAGGCUGUAUGGCACUCCACAAAACAUCGACCUGUUCCCAGCUCUGAUGGCAGAAGACCUAAUACCUGGCAGCAGGUUGGGUCCCACACUUACGUGUUUGCUUGCAACACAAUUCAAACUUGUCCGCAACGGUGACAGGUUUUGGUAUGAAAACCCAGGGGUGUUUACUCCUGCACAACUGACCCAGCUAAAGCAGGCGUCUCUGGCUCGGGUUCUGUGUGACAAUGGAGAUAACAUCACUCGCGUCCAGUCAGAUGUGUUUACCGUAGCUGAACUGCCUCAUGGAUUUGGCAGCUGUGAUGACAUCCCUCAUGUUGACCUGCGUAUGUGGCAGGACUGCUGCGAAGACUGCAGAACCAAGGGUCAGUUCAAUGCACUGUCGUACCACUUCAGGGGGCGCAGAUCAGCUGAGCACAGCUACAGGGGGGAGAAACCCUCCAACAGCAUCCAGGGGAAAAGUUCAGUGGAAGAUGCCAGACUAAGUCUGAAAAAUGUUACCGUGACCUCCAAAAAAAGCACAGAAUCUUCAGUUGGUGACUUCCAGGACUUCGUCUCAGACAUGCAGAAGACCAUCACGAGCUUACGAAAGCAGAUUAAAAGACUUGAAUCCCGUUUGAGCAGGACUGACUGCACUGAUAAAGAGGGCCAUGAGCGGAGAGACGGAGAGCGGUGGAAAGAUGACUCCUGCUCCACAUGUGAAUGCAGAGAAGCCCAGGUGACAUGCUUCGUGGAGUCUUGUCCACCUGUGACCUGCAAGAAACCCAUCAAAGUAAAAGGUGCCUGCUGUCCCAUUUGCAUCCAAGAGGCAAAAAGAAAGAUCGAGCUACAAUAAGCCCAAAACUGACGGACAUCCUUUCUUCCCCACCAGCGAGCUCUGGAAGUCCUUCCUGAUCAGAUAUUCUGAGGAGGAGGAAACUGGACUCUUGACAUUGUUCUGACCUGCAGUGAACCUUAUCAACCUGGCUGCUUCGCCUAGGAUUGUCCUUUCUUCUACCUUGCUUCUCUUGAAGUAAAUAGAAGUGGUUUUAUUCCUUGUUUAGAUCUUAAGUUUGUUGUCCCCUGCGGGGGUCAUCAGCCCGAGGCCCACGUUCCAGGUCCUUAAGAACCAAGACAAGAGUCCACAGAUUUUCUUCCACCAUGUUUAGGAUUCUAAGGAGAGUUUAGUUUUUAAGAUGUGACUGAUACCCCAUGUUUUUUGUUCUGCACUCAAAAAAGAAAUCUAGGGCCAUAUACUAUCAGCACAGAGGGAAGGGAGGUGAUGAAAAGUGGUUUCAAAAGAAAAUUCUCAGGUUAGAGAUGCCGAAAACUGGUGCUAUGUACUAAUGUUGUCAUGACAUAAAGACAUACCUUCAAAGUAUUAUCUUUUUCAAGCAAAGUAACAAAUAUUUAGUAUAUGUCUGAUGUUGCAUCACAUUUGAAAGAAUUGUGUAUUCAGAUGCUUUUUCCAGGUAGAUUUGCUUCAUCUUUUAAUCCAUGGUGCUUUAUGUUAAAUCUCUUUUGACCCUUUUUAUGAAAAGCUAAUGUAUGAAAAUAAUGUGAAGACUUUCAAAAAUGUAAUACAAAAGAAACACAUCUACUGAUUACUGCUGGUGUUGAUGGAGAACUUGUCCCUGAAAAUGGAAGGAGGCGGGGCUUGAUAGCGCUCUCAUUCUUUUUACUCCCUGAAAGUAAACUUUAUGUCCUGUUAAGUUCUGCCCUUUCUCCCAGUUUUUAUAUCCAGCUUCGAACACCAAAACUAUGAUUUCAUAGCUUUGUCAAAAAUAACCCAUCUAUAAAAGGGGUGUGAAUGUUGUAAUGGUUCAGGAGCUGCUAGCAGUACCUCGGCAGUGUUCUUGUUUAACCUGGUAGACUGUUGUGUUUUGUGGACCUGCUCUUUUUUGCCUUCUCUGAGUUCAACUCUGUUGGGCUUUUGUUCCUUUGAACAUUUGUAAGUGUGGGCUGACGUCAUUGAGCAGAGCAUGUGUUGGAGUGCAGGCUCCUCCAGCCCUCUGACCCUCAUUCCACUGUAAUGGAAGCCAUAUGAAGGGGGGGAGGGGGUUUGGGAGGAGGUUCUGAUGACUGCAAUAUGAAAAAAUGUGGUCUCCUGCAUACUGCAAUUGGUUUCUUAUGUACUGUAUAUAGACAAAUACCACUUGUACUUCAUGCACUGGCCCACUUUGUGUUGGUUUUCCUGUUUUAGUCUUGAUUGUGUCGGUGGCGUCACAGUUCCUCUUCAUUGUUCUCUUUAUGCCCUGAGGGAGCAUCAAGCUCAACUCAACAGGAUCUCUGAAGUCACAGUGGGGUUGGGUUCCAGCGUUCAUGCAUCAUGCCUUUGCAUAUCUGUAUAUUCUCUCUUCCUGACUAAUUAGUCAGGAGAAAUGUCUCGGUUUGUUGUCUGCCUCUGAUUUCUGCGAGAAACAUUGCAAGAUUUUUCUGCCACCCAAUCUGGUCAGUUUGCUCUGUUUUUGAAUCCAUCUGCUGUUGGUUUUCAUUCUCCUCAUUCAUCCAUGUUCUUACAUUUUCUUUUGGUAGAAGCUCCAAGUGCCAAUGAAGCGUUUCCUCACCAUAGUCAGUGUUGGAAAUACCAUGUAUCCAUCAUGACUGUUGCAUUGUAGUUUUACCAAAGACUGGUUUGCACUGUAUUGUAUGCCUCCCAACAAUGACAAUAAAGAAGCCGUGCUUGACCUACA